Molecule: messenger RNA, 4235 nt
Organism: Drosophila willistoni
Lineage: Eukaryota; Metazoa; Arthropoda; Insecta; Diptera; Drosophilidae
Gene: Vps15
Product: phosphoinositide 3-kinase regulatory subunit 4
Exons: 9
Coding region: 85-4131 (1348 amino acids)
Biological process (GO): late endosome to vacuole transport; macroautophagy; protein phosphorylation
Cellular component (GO): nucleus-vacuole junction; phosphatidylinositol 3-kinase complex, class III, type I; phosphatidylinositol 3-kinase complex, class III, type II
Molecular function (GO): protein serine/threonine kinase activity; protein binding; ATP binding
Source: RefSeq, a predicted model, not a curated record
CUGUUUUUUUUCCAAUGAUUGAGAAGGAAAAAAACCAAACAAAUUGUGUUAUUGUGGUUUAAGUCAAGUGCAAAUGCAAACACAAUGGGCAACCAACUGGUCGGCAUUGCCCCCUCGCAAAUCUAUGCAGUGGAUCACUAUUUUUCGGGCCAAUUCGGCACGGAAAUUGUCUUCAGUUCCAACAUGGGGAGUACACGAUUUUUCAAGGUAGCCAAAGCCAAAACCGAUGAGGGUCUAAUAGUGGUGAAAGUCUUUGUCAAACAUGAUCCCACUCUGCCGCUGGAGGAUCACAAGGAUCGUUUAGAGGGCAUUAAGAAGACCUUGACAUUAGCCAACGCAGUCAACUGUUUACCAUUUCAAAGAGUGGAGCUUAUCGAUAAGGCGGCCUAUAUAAUGCGGGAGUAUGUGAAGCAUAGUUUAUAUGACCGCGUUUCCACACGCCCCUUUCUCACAGUACUAGAGAAGAAGUGGAUUACCUUUCAGAUUCUUUGCGCACUUAAUCAGUGCCAUAAGCAAAAGAUUUGCCAUGGCGAUAUCAAGCUGGAGAACAUAUUGAUUACCUCAUGGAAUUGGAUCCUACUCUCGGACUUUGCUUCAUUUAAGCCGACAUAUUUACCUGAGGACAAUCCUGCGGAUUACACAUAUUUCUUUGAUACGAGCAGGCGGCGAACUUGUUACAUAGCACCAGAGCGUUUUGUGAAGACUUUGGCUUCCGAUGAUGAUGGUCAUAAUGGAAAUAUGUCAGUAAUACAUUCCGAUUCCAUAAUUCGAUUGGGCCCUAGUUAUGCAGGCAACACACUGUUACCAGCUAUGGAUAUCUUUUCAGCGGGCUGCGCCCUGCUUGAACUCUGGACAGAGGGUACCGCGCCGUUUGAGCUCUCGCAAUUGUUGGCCUAUAGACGCGGGGAACGUGAACUGGUGGAGAAACAUUUGGCUGGGAUUGAGAACGAGAGAUUACGCAAUUUAUUGGCCUCCAUGAUUGACAUACAUUCGAUAAAUCGAAAGAGUGCUGAAGAUUAUUUGGAUCAAGAGCGUGGCAAAUUGUUUCCAGAAUAUUUCUAUUCCUUCUUGCAAUCCUAUUUGCAAAUGUUCUCUUCAACUCCCAUUAUGUCACCCGAUGAUAAGGUCCAAUGUUUACAUAAGGAUAUUGGACAUUGUAUUAAGGUAUUAACCCAAGAUCCAAAUCUAACACCCGACGAGGAGGAUGAUCAUACCGAGAAAAAGGAUCCCACCAUGUGUGCCCGUCUGCCUUCGGAACACGAUGGUCUUAUUUUAAUAAUCACGGUGGUGACCUCCUGCAUAAGAGGCUUGACGCAGACCAAUACAAAAAUUGCUGCAUUAGAGCUACUGCAAAGACUGUCCAAGUAUACCACUUCCGAGACCAUAUUAGAUCGCAUAUUGCCGUAUAUACUUAAUCUGGCUCAAAAGUCACCGGCCAAGGUACAAGUGCAGGCCAUCGAGACCCUAACAGCUUGCCUCAGUAUGGUCAAGGACAUUCCACGGAGCGAUGCCAAUGUGUUUCCCGAAUACAUAUUACCCUACAUAACAGACUUGGCCAGCGAGACUAGUGCGGUAAUUGUCCGUGUAGCCUUUGCCCGCAAUAUUGCAGCAUUGGCCAAGACGGCUGUCUAUUUUCUGGAGGAGACACAACGUAAUGCGCCCAGUGAAAUGCCCACUCCUCGCUACGAGGCCGAAUUGAAUGCUCUACAUGAUAUCGUGAGACAGGCAGUGCUUAGCCUGCUAACCGAUUCUCAGCCGGUGGUUAAACAAACGCUCAUGGAGUCUGGCAUUUGUGAUCUAUGCGCUUUCUUUGGCAAGGAGAAGGCCAACGAUGUGAUACUCUCACACAUUAUGACCUUUCUCAAUGACGAGGAUAAGAAUCUUCGUGGAGCCUUCUAUGACAAUAUAGCCGGCGUUGCUGGCUAUGUAGGUUGGCAGGCAUCGGAUAUUUUGGUUCCAUUGCUGCAGCAAGGAUUCACGGAUCGUGAGGAGUUUGUUAUUGCAAAGGCCAUACGAGCGGUCACAAUACUCAUCGAGCUGGGUCACAUAAAGAAGCCGACUAUAACUGAAAUCGUGCAGGAGUCUGCCUGCUAUUUAUGCCAUCCCAAUUUGUGGGUGCGCCAUGAGAUCUGUGGCAUGAUAGCAACCACAGCACGAAAUCUCAGCGCCAUCGAUGUGCAGUGUAAAAUAAUGCCGGCAAUCGGACCAUUCCUCAAGGUACCACUCAUUCAGGUGGAGAAGGCUCACAUUUUGCUGGAUUGUGUGCAAAUGCCUAUACCCAGGCAGAUAUACGAGAGCGUUUUGCGUUUCCAUGAUAUGCCCCAUUUGUUCCGGGCUCUGGAAAGCCGCUGCCGAGUGCGCAGUCAGACUCGUUCCGGAGCCCUACCGCAAUACGAGGAUAUGGGUCAGACGUUGCGUAAUCUUUUCAGACGCCUAACUUCCGAGGGACUAACGGAUUCAAUUGAGAUGCAGCUUCUCGCCAUGAAAUCGUUUUUAAUUUCACUCAAGCAUAAGGCCAUGCAAGAAGUGGAUGACGGUGCAUCGGGGAAUGGAAGGAUUUUGGUCAGUCGAAAGCAAGUGGCCUGUCAUGAUCAUCUCUUGGCGGACAAAGGGAUGGGCAUCAAGUUGCCAGCAGAAAAUCGUUCAAAUGAGGCGGUUUUGUUGUCACCUGCCUCGGAUGUAGCUGCUGUUACGCCAUUAGUCGGCGGCGGCGUUAUGGCUGGUAGUCCAGCCUCCGGAACCCUUGGUUUGGGCGUGCCACCAUCAACAUUGAGUGCAGCCACCUCUCUGGGAGAGUACACUAUGCCGGAGCGAAAUCAUUGGCUUGAAAGAUCAUCAGAAUGCCGGCGGGAUUUGGAUUCGUUAACUCUCAAGAUCAAGAGACGAUACAAUGUUCUGGCCAUAUCGCAGCGAUGCAGUAACGACCGCUUGGUCACCCCCUACCCACCGCAAUGGCGUUUAAACGGUACACUGGUGGCCCAUUUGCAUGAGCAUUCCGAAUCCGUCAUCAAAUUGGCUCCACUCAAUGAGCGACCACAUGGUUCACUCUUUGCCAGUGGAAGCAUCGAUGGCACUGUGCGAUUGUGGGACUGCAGCAAGCUAAAUGGUAACCAAGGCAUCAACAAAUCCCGUCAGGUAUACUCGGCCAAUACGCCUAUCUAUGCGCUGGCCGCCUGCGACGGUGGCCAAUCACUGGCGGUGGGCGGUAAAGAUGGAAGUCUGCUGAUGAUGCGCAUUGAUAGAAAUUCAGCAAAAAUGACCCUUCAACAGGCCCUGGAACAGAAUGAUCAUAACGAUGGCCCCGUGGUGGAUAUGCAUGCCUAUGAUCAAGCGACGCAGAGUGUUAUCGUCUAUGCUACCUUGUAUGGCGGCAUUGUGGCCUGGGAUACUCGCAUGCAGCAUAGCGCCUGGCGUUUACAGAAUGAGCUUCGACAUGGCGUCAUUACUACAAUUUGUGCGGAUCCAACGGGUUCGUGGUUGGCCACUGGCACCAGCGGCGGCAAGCACAUAUGCUGGGAUUUGCGUUUCCGGCUGCCAAUUGCUGAGAUUAAGCAUCCGGCCGAUUCCUGGAUUCGCAAAGUGGCAUGCCAUCCAACGGAGCCUUCUUAUUUGAUCUCAGCUUCGCAAUCCAAUAACGAAGUAUCGAUAUGGAAUAUUGAGACUGGUCAGCGGCAAACAGUACUCUGGGCCAGUCCAGCCCCAGUCCUUACGAACACCAGUCUUAAUGAUCCGGCUACCACAUGUGGCAUUUUAAGUGGUGUAGUGGAUGGUUCACCGUUUAUACUUACAGGGAGCUCAGAUCAGCGUAUUCGUUAUUGGGAUAUAGCCUCGCCAAAGAACUCUUCGCUGAAAGUGCCAGCGGCCAAUGAUAAUCUAGCGGAUGUGAAUUUUAACUAUUGUGCUCGUCUCAUCGAUGGCAGCCAGGUAAUUGAAGAGCAAAUUAUUUCCAUGAGCAACACUGGUGACUCGCAACAGCUGCGCACAUCCGCUGAGGAAAAUCCACGUUCUGGUCCUGAUAUGCCAACGGCUAGUCACCAUGACGCUAUCACCGAUUUGCUGAUGUGCAAGGACAAGGGACAAAUUUACAUAGCUUCGGCCUCUCGCGAUGGCGUAAUAAAGUUGUGGAAAUAAAGAUCCUGCUAACAAGUAUAAUUAUAAUUAUGGUAUCUAUACAUAUAUUCAAACUGUGAUUAGGAUAAGUCUAAUUCAAAUGCAAUAUUUAAUCAGCAAAUUGA